AUGCACCUUUCUCCCUAUCUUCUCUCCCCCUUCCCCUUCGGGCACCCAACUACAUUCCCAACUCCUUCCUCUCUUUAUUCACUCUCAGCCAUCCGUACCUGUGCUAUCCUCCUGUGUCCCAUGUCCACUCUUGCUUCGUUUUCCCUUUCACCUGGGAGCAUCGGAUAUGCAGACAGGUCCUUCUUGCCAUCUGCCUCCUUGGACCUCUUUUUCCCCUCCCCCAUCCCUUCCUUCUCCUUCCCCCCCCCCCCCCCCCCCCAUCCUCCUCCUCCCCCAUCCCUUCCUUCCCCUCCCCCAUCCCUUCCUUCCCCUCCCCCAUCCCUUCCUUCUCCUCCCCCAUCCCUUCCUUCUCCUCCCCCCCAUAAUCCCCCCCCCCUCUUUCACCCCUCUUCCUCCCUUUCCCCCUUUUACUCCCUCCGUUCCUCUUCCCUUCCCUCGUUUUCUCCUCCUCCCUCCCCCUCUUGUUUCCACCCUUGUUUGAGAAGUCGAUAA
This is a messenger RNA of Closterium sp. NIES-65, 492 nucleotides long. The record is from the annotation of a GenBank genome assembly. Lineage: Eukaryota; Viridiplantae; Streptophyta; Zygnematophyceae; Desmidiales; Closteriaceae.